AUGGAGGACGAUAAAAUAGCAAACACAACGGAUUACCUGCUCAGUCGCCUAUUUGAGGCGCUCCUCAAGCAGCUGCAAGGCGUAAAGCUCGAUACAACAAGACCCACGUCACGUGGAAAGAAACGGAAAGCCGUUCCGGAAAAUGGGGCCUAUGCCGUCUUCGGCCGGAUGCGCGCGAUUAUUGGGGAAUCGGUGUUGCUCGAUGCUGUCCAGCUGGCCAUCACCGACUCGGUGAAGCGGUUCGAAGAGUGUCUCGAAUCCGAGGCUGAGCCUAUUAUUGAAGAUGACAAUUCCCCGUCUUUAUUUGGGGCCGACGACGCGGGAGAAGCGCUGAAUAGCGAAGAAGAUCUGGGCGCAUUAUGGCUACAAGCGCUGAACGGGAGGAGAAGGAAAACCCGCAAAAGGUUGGCAAUUUAUGAGGUAUGCGAGAACCCGAGAAGCUCGCUGCGGUUUACACUCUACAGCAACGUCAAGUGGUGCCCGUGCUUGUUCUACGAAACAGAGGUGCUGACAAACCAACGGCGCUGGAGCUGUCGGCAUUGGGUGGCGAUGAAGCUGGCCGAAGUUCUUGGCACCGCAACCGUGCAACGGCGAAGCGCGCGCCGGAUUCGGGAAAUGGCGCUCGACUCGCUGGAUCGAGGCCAUUUAAUAGCGCAA
Molecule: messenger RNA, 657 nt
Organism: Mesorhabditis spiculigera
Lineage: Eukaryota; Metazoa; Nematoda; Chromadorea; Rhabditida; Rhabditidae
Source: the annotation of a GenBank genome assembly